AUGGGUGGCUUACCUCCUCGCGGGGACUCGGUAAGAGCAAUAAAAGAUUACAGACGACAAGCCGUCACCGUUCAGAAGUGGCCUACACAAGUCAAAGCUGACAAUCAUAUCUCCUUCUCAGCAGCCGAUACUCGCGGCAUCAGCAUGCUGCAUAAUGAUCCACUCCUCAUUGAUAUUGGAAUUGGCGAAUGCCAGGUCACGAAAGUUGUCGUCGACACCGGCAGCUCAGUCGAUUUUAUCUUUCGAGAUACGCUUGACAGGAUGGGGAUCGACCUACGCGAUAUGAAGCCCUCUUCACGCACUCUGACGGGGUUUAACGGUUCCUCGGAACAGAUGAUCGAGACAAUACGCCUCCCAGUUUACGCAGGGGACGUAACCUGGACCGUUAAGUUCUCUGUUAUCCGGGCUAAGUGUGUAAAGUUUCCCGGGAAAGAAAGAACAACACAGACGAUCCGUGGAGACCGGCGAGCUGCGAGGGAGCAGCUUAUCGCCGCAAUCAAAUUACAACAGCUGGUUUCUCUCAUCAACUCAGUAGCCAAACCAAUUCAUAAGGUCUAUCCCCAGAAGGAAGAAGUUCGGGAGGUCCGCAUUGAUGAAGCCGAUCCGAAGAAAGUCAUACGCAUUGGAGCCUUCCUCUCCGACGAGAUGCAAUCACAGGUCAUCUCCUUCCUCAGAGCAAACGCUUCGACUUUCGCAUGGACAACUUCAGAUAUGAAGGGGAUAGACCCCACUGUAGCGUCCCACGAGUUGAACGUCGACCCUACGUUCAAACCUAUUCGGCAGAAAAGGCGAAAGCUCGGACCUGAGCGAUCUGAAGCUGUGAAUGAAGAAGUCGACAGACUGCUCGAGGCAUGCUUCAUUUCCGAGGUCCGGUACCCGCUUCCUCACAUCGAUCGUUUGGUAGAGUCGACAGCCGGUAACGAACUGUUAACCUUCAUGGAUGCCUUCCCAGGGUACAAUCAAAUCCUAAUGCAUCCGGACGACCGCGAGAAGACGACCUUCAUAACGGACAGGGGGACUUAUUGCUAUAAAGUCAUGCCCUUCGGCUUGAAGAACGCAGGCGCGACCUACCAACGUUUGGUUAACCGAAUGUUCGUAGGUAAACUCGGCGACACUAUGGAGGUUUACAUCGACGACAUGCUGGUCAAGUCACUCCACGCCGAAAACCACCUCGACCAUUUGAGAGACUUCUUCAGAAUGUUGAACGAGUUUGGGAUGAAACUCAACCUGGCGAAAUGCACCUUCGGAGUCACCUCAGGCGAAUUUAUGGGCUACAUUGUUACCCAACGAGGCAUCGAAGCGAACCCCAAGCAAAUAACAGCAAUCCUUGACCUCCCGAGAAGCCGAGAAGUCCAACGGUUGACAGGGAGAAUCACGGCCCUCAACAGAUUCAUCUCACGAUCAACUUAUAAGUGCCUCCCUUUCUAUGAACUCUUACGCGGAAAUAAAAGAUUCAUCUGGGAAGAAAAAUGCGAAGAAGCGUUCAAUCAAUUGAAGCACUAUCUCACGACGCCUCCGGUUCUGUCAAAGCCAGAGUCCGGCGAUACCAUGUCCUUAUAUAUCGCCGUCACUUCCUCGGCUGUCAGUAGCGUUCUCAUCCGCGAAGAUCGAGGAGAGCAGAAGCCCAUUUUCUACAUCAGCAAACGCAUGACAGAACCAGAAAUGCGGUACCCAACCUUGGAGAAAAUGGCUCUUGAUGGCUCUCACCGUCGUUACCUCGUCGAGAAAACUCAGGCCCUACUUUCAAUCACAUACGAUCGAAAUACACUCCAACCAGCCCCUCAGAACGUAUCAAACAACAAAGCCGAAUACGAGUCUCUCAUUGUGGGGCUCCGUCUCACUAAAGCAAUCAAAGCUAAUAGAAUCAGCGCAUAUUGCGACUCCCAACUCGUGGUAAGCCAAUAUCUUGGCGAUUACGACGUCAGGAAUGAUAGGAUGGAUGCUUACUUAAAGCUCGUCAAGAAUCUCACACGAGAUUUCGAGUUCUUCAAAAGCACGAAGGUUCCUCGCGGAGAAAACAUAUGCGCGGACGCCCUCGCAGCUCUUGGAAGCAAACUGCACGACCAAGUAAAGAGAACGAUCCCAAUACACAUGAUUGAGAAACCAAGCAUCAGCCAAAAAACCGAGCAGUUGACCAUCGCAGCGGCCGUCACCGACGCAAUGCAUACCGAUGAAGCAGAACCUUGCGCAACGGAAAGUCAGCUCAGCGAUUGGCGAGAGGAGUUCAUCGCUUACCUAUCUGACGGCAAAUUGCCUACUGCGAAUUGGGAGGCUAGACGUCUCAAGCGACACAGUGCACACUAUGUCGUCAAGGACGGAGACCUCCAUCGAUGGACCGCGACAAAGGUACUCCUUAAAUGCAUUUCCGGCGACGAAACAAGACUCGUCAUGGCCGAAACGCACGAAGGAGCGGCGGGCAAUCAUUCAGGAGGGUGA
Brassica oleracea var. oleracea is the source of this 2436-nucleotide messenger RNA. RefSeq lists its product as uncharacterized. Lineage: Eukaryota; Viridiplantae; Streptophyta; Magnoliopsida; Brassicales; Brassicaceae. The record is from RefSeq and is a predicted model, not a curated record. Bases 1 to 2436 code for a protein of 811 amino acids. Gene Ontology annotation, molecular function: RNA-DNA hybrid ribonuclease activity; nucleic acid binding. The transcript is spliced from 4 exons.